CCGUGAACCCAUGUCUUCGGCCUGUCUGCCACGCCGACGCCUCCUGCAUUCACACUGGUCCAAACCAGCACCUGUGCGCCUGCAACCAGGGCUACAGCGGUGACGGGCGCGUCUGCAUGCCGGUUAAUCCCUGCCAGACCCAAAAUGGAGGCUGCGCCCCUGAAUCUACCAGCUGUGUCUACACUGGGCCAGGAAAGUCUCGCUGCGAUUGUCUUCCUGGCUUUGAAAGACGGUCCGGUGAGGGCUGCACCCUCAAAGACGCCUGCAAGCCUGCUUCCUGCCACAAGAACGCCAACUGCAGCACU
Messenger RNA from Oryzias melastigma (Indian medaka), 305 nucleotides. RefSeq names its product stabilin-2-like. The record is from RefSeq and is a predicted model, not a curated record. NCBI's taxonomy places the organism in Eukaryota, Metazoa, Chordata, Actinopteri, Beloniformes, Adrianichthyidae.